Messenger RNA from Saccostrea cuccullata (small rock oyster), 1815 nucleotides. RefSeq names its product coiled-coil domain-containing protein 83-like. The transcript is spliced from 14 exons. Lineage: Eukaryota; Metazoa; Mollusca; Bivalvia; Ostreida; Ostreidae. Bases 122 to 1450 code for a protein of 442 amino acids. The record is from RefSeq and is a predicted model, not a curated record.
AAUAACGUAAUAGCUUUAUUCAAUGUUGCUAAUCAAAACAAAAUGGUGGGAAAAGCAAGUGCUACCUAACUCAUAUUGUCUCUUUUUAUACUAAAAGGAAUUUUGAUUUACUGUAACCACAAUGGGUAAAAAGAAAGGAAAGAAAGGGGGAGGAGGGAAAAAAGGGAAGAAAGGAGGAAAAAAGAGCAAGGAACCUCAGAUGACAGCUAAAGAGGCAAUAUUAGGAUACCAAAUAGGAAUAAUUGAAAAGAAACUUGAAGAUGUAAUGUAUGAAAGCAGAGGAUGGGAGGAGAAAAACAAAAAGCUCUCAGAUCGGAAUGCAAACCUCCUUGAAGAGCAAGAAGUUUUGAUAAAACAUUUAUUAGAACAAGCCAAGAAGGCCGACCAGUAUUUUGCUGACGAGGAAAUAAAGCGCAGAGAGGAUGUCAUCAUGUGUAUGAAGGAUAAAUGGGAUCGUCAGAGAGAUUUGGAGAAAGAGAUUGAAGGAAUAAAGAAGAAGAUCACUGAUGUAGAGGAGGAGAUUAAAUCCGUCCAGAAAGACGUGGAUUACUGCAAGGAAUACCGCGACGUGGAACAACACAAAAACAAGAAACGGAUCAAUCUACUGGAGGCGGACAUUGAGGACAUGGAGGCAAGCUUCCAGGAAAUGAAAACUCAUUUAGAGAAAUCUAAUGAAAGAUCAAAGAAUGAGAUCACAUCACGAACAGAAAGCAUGCUAGAUAAACAGAAAGAUCUUGCCACACAGAAAGCCAUAUCAAAACUUGACAAAUACAGUCAACGAGAAGUAUUGGAUAAUGAAUGGCUGACAAGGGAGGUAAACAUACACAGACAGGACACCUCUGUUCUUAGGGAAAAAGUGGAGGAUCUGGAGAAAGGGAAUCUAGAAAUCAUGGCUGACUUAUUUGAAUGUAAAAUAGAGGAUUUAAAGAUCUCAAGGAAAUUCUUUUUAACUCAUGCCACACAGAAUGAGAAUUUGGAAGAGACAGGGGUUUUGGAGAUGGACCUUGCAAAUCUGUCAAUCAAUAAUGGGCCCGCCUCCAAACAGAUGGAACUGUAUGACAGCGGGGAUGGAGAUGGGGCUGUCUAUAAACCUGUUGUGAGACCCAAAAGUGCCACACAGAGGGCAGAAAAUGAAGAUGGAAAGGGAGGGAAUGGUAUAAAGAUCUUAAAGGAAGUAUUUAUAGGACAGCAGAGGAAAGGAGAAGGGGAUUGGACGGAGGAGUUGAGUGAUGAUACAGAACUACUGGACAACAUGUAUUUUGAAGAGGAGGAUUGGAAUGAUUAUUUGAAACUUGGUAAACUGGAGCUAAAACUCCUCAACGUAACUGGUCAGCAGAUGCCAAUCCAUGUUCCUUUUCAACCGACAGAGGCUGAAAUUAAGGCCAAGCAAUGUAACCCUGACACCUGGCCUGUGACUCAACCCAUGCUGAAACAGGCCACAGAAUCCUGAGCCAUUCUAGAAUGUUCUUUAAAAUACCUAGAACAUUCUGUAUGCAAUGCUAGAGGCCUCAGCUAGCAUGUACAGUUAACAUCUGCAUUUAUUAACUUUUGUGAUGUGGAUAUCCUGACAAGGAACAAUCGGGAUAGCAAUGAUUUUUGCAUCAUGUGUAUUUUAAUUAACUUCAAGCAUUUCUAUUGGAUAAAAAUCCAAAAUCUUCUUGAUGAAGAAAAAAUUCAUACCGAUCUUUUGCAGAUAUUUUGUAAAAUGUACACAAAUGUUUGUUUUUGAAAGCAUAAUCAAUAUAAACCACAUCCUUUUUGUGCAUUGUGAAAAUAACACUGUUACAUUCAAUAUACUUUGUUAAAUAAACAGGA